Messenger RNA from Dothidotthia symphoricarpi CBS 119687, 1892 nucleotides. RefSeq lists its product as uncharacterized. The transcript is spliced from 2 exons. Lineage: Eukaryota; Fungi; Ascomycota; Dothideomycetes; Pleosporales; Dothidotthiaceae. The coding region runs from base 154 to 1734 and encodes 526 amino acids. The record is from RefSeq and is a predicted model, not a curated record.
CCACAAUAGGGUACAAACUCACAGAUAGGCUGGCUUGAUACCUGGUCGCUUGAUAAGAUAGUUUGCUUAUCGCACGGUCUUGGGAUCAUGGCUGCUGUCUCGUCCACUUCUCUACCCACAGCACCCCGAUCAAGUCAUCGACAUCGAUACACAAUGCUUCCUUCGAAAGAUGACAGCAAUCUACGCGUGAAUAACUCGCUAGUCGAAUCACACGAUUACGACAGAAACGACAAUAUUAGUCACAGGGCAAGUGAGGAUGAGGGGUUGCCGUGGAAGAAUCAAGCAGUUUUGGAUUUGAAGUCCUGGCAUCAUCGCGAGAGUUACACUGGGGCUCUACUCAUCAACAUCUUCGCUUUCGUUCUGCCUGCCCUUUACGGCACGCUUUCCAAGCUAUGGGUCGCCAACAUAGAUUCGUCCAUGGUCGUCACAACAGAUACAUACACUUAUAUUGGUGUGGUCGCUGAAGUACUGAAUGAAGGUCUGCCACGCGCAUCCUACCUCCUCAUCGGCGACAAGUCCAAUCGCACCUUCCGUGAACGUGUUCAGCUCACCCACACGCUCAUUAUCUUCCAAUCGAUCCUGGGUAUGGCCAUGAGCAUCGGAUUCGUUGCCGGCGCCUCGACGUUUGCAAAAGGAUUUAUACCAGUCGAGGUCAGAGACGUGAGUGUGACUUAUGUUCGCAUUUCUGCCUUCUCUGCAUUCAGUUCAGCAGUUGAGUAUGCGGUCAACACUUCGACACGUGCGUUGGACAAACCAGAUGUACCACUCAUCAUCAGUUCAGUCAAGUUUGCUAUCAACAUCAUCCUCGAUCUGAUCUUGAUCUCAAAGUUCCAUGUCAGCAGUAUCACUCCCACUGUCAACAUGCAGGCCGGUAUCUCCUUAGCCUGUAACCUGACCUCCGCUUUUGCAGGCCUUGCGUACUUCAUCUACACAACCACGUUCAGUUCCAAGUCUCCAAUCCAUAACGACAUGACUGAUCAAAAGGUCAAGCCUACCUUCGCAGCUUUGCUAUCGUUCUUCCGACCUGGCAUCAUCUUCUUCACUGAGUCAGCUAUUCGCAAUGCACUCUACCUCUGGCUCAUACACGGCAUCGUAGGCUUAGGCAGCGAUUAUGCGACUGCGUGGGGUGUUUUCUCGACCAUUCGCUGGGGGUUGAUCAUGGUACCUGUAAUGGCGCUCGAAGCCACAACACUGACCUUCGUUGGCCAUUCGUGGGGACAAUUUCGCGCAGUACAAGCAUCCAGCACACAAUCGGACAGACCGAAAGUAACAGCGCGGCAAAUCUGGAGUAUUAUCCGCUGGGCUGGUUACUCGGUUACCAUCGUGUUGAUCGUAGAAGUGCCGAUGUGCCUCAUCAUGUCCUUCGUGGGUGUCAAACCAUUCGCGCGAUAUCUCUCUGGCUCGGAAGAGGUAUCGCGUAUUGCAGCGCGUAUGUGGCGCACUAUCGAUUGGUGCUACAUCCUCUAUGGCGUAUCGACGCAACUCGCAGCUAUUCUGGUCUCCACGCGUCCCAAGUGGUAUCUGUAUCAAUCUCUCGCCUCAAAUCUGCUGUAUGUGCUGCCUUGGGCGAUCGUCUGCCAGGGAGCUCAUUUGAACAUUGGCGAUGCUUGGACAUAUCACAGUCUAGUGUUUGGCGGUAGCCUGGUAUUUUCGUUUUUCGCGAUCAUGGCAAUUGUCGGGGUGUGGGCAAUCAGGCUGAGCCAGGGGAAGAUGCGGGUUAGAAGAAUUGCAUGAGGCCAUCAACCAGUCAACCGAAAAGAAAUAUCAGGGCUGCAACCUUGACUGCUAAGCAGUGAUUCAGAAUGCAGGUGGUAGUGGAUUUCACUUGGGCUGGCGGGGCAUUUGUCGAUAGUGAAUAUGCUGAUGCGUUGACCACGUCACACAUCUCUUGC